Molecule: messenger RNA, 1613 nt
Organism: Solanum dulcamara
Lineage: Eukaryota; Viridiplantae; Streptophyta; Magnoliopsida; Solanales; Solanaceae
Exons: 10
Coding region: 86-1252 (388 amino acids)
Cellular component (GO): U5 snRNP
Source: RefSeq, a predicted model, not a curated record
CCGUUCCACCGCGACCUGGGUUCCAUUUGCUCUUUUUUUUCUUUUUCCUGAAUCCUUUAUACCAACUGCCGAUUACUCGUCCGCCAUGGAAGAAGGUUCUUCGCGACGUUCCAAACGUCCCUUCGUUGAGGACGAUGACUCCAAUAAAGCUCCAGACCAGAAGCGGGUAAGGUUCCCAAAGGGUAAGAAGGUAAAGCAGGGCGAUAACACGAUUGAUGUGCCUGAAGAUAAACCUAGUGGGUGGACAGAUCCUCGCAAUGCAGCCAAAGAGCGUUUGGUACGGCGGAAUCAAAUAACAGCGGAGCUCCUUAAUGAAGAAAAUGAAGGUGAAGUAUCUGACAUAUCGCGGGCAGAAGUGGAAUAUGAGGAAAAUGAAACAUUCAUUGAUGAUGGGAUUGCAAUAGAGCCUUUUAAUUUGAAUAAAGAGAGAGAAGAAGGUUAUUUUGAUGCAUCAGGAAACUAUGUUGAAUAUUUAAAUGAAAAUGAGAUAAAGGAUGCAUGGCUUGAUAGUGUUGAUACUGAGAAAAGAUAUUCUGGGAAGAAUGCUAUCAAGAUAUCAAAUGAAGAUGAGAUUCAAGACCUUACAUCAGAACAACUAGGAAAGAUGAAGAGGCGAAUUGCUGAUGUGCUCGAGCCAGGAGAAACAGUUUUGCGAGGUUUAAGGAGAUUGAAAGGUACCUCAAACAAUAACAAGGGCAAGAUGUCUGUAGAAACUCAGCAGCUGUUUGAUCAGCUAACGGAAGAUGCUAUGAAGCUGAUGGAGAAUGGAGAUUACAAUGUGUAUGAAGAAAAGCAAGAGAGUUUCCAGCGGGAAGCAGAGGGAUACGAGAAGUUAUCUCAGGCAAGACAGGGUAAAUUCAGUGAAUCGACGCAGCCUAAACCCGAUAAUAUCCUCGAUGAAGGUUUCCUCCCCAGUGGGUCAACUGCUACUGCAGGAGGAAAUUCUAUGCAUAAUGCAGACGUGGCUUCAUCAAAUUUAUAUAACUCAGCUAGCAAGAGCGAUGAUGCAUUUGACAUAUUUGGUGAAGACGAUGAAAAUAUUCCAGCUAAUCCUGCCUCUAAUGGAGGUGAUCAGCAUGGAGAUUAUGUCUUUGAUGAGUCCUCUGGUUAUUACUACAGCAGCAGUUUGGGCUACUAUUAUGAUCCUUCAUCUGGACUGUAUUGCCAUGCAUCAUCAGGACAAUGGUACUCAUAUAAUGAUGAAUCGGGCAUAUACCAAGAGGUGCCACAAGCUACAUCCAAUGCAAAUUGAAAGGGGCUGAGAGAAUACAGGAGGAGUGAUGGUCCUGGUGAUAGUUUUCUUUGACAAAGGUCGCCGGCUUUGCUGUAUUUGUCAAACUUACUGAAUCUCAACCUUUGGAAACACGGCAUAUUUGAGAAAUGCUUUUUGCACUUUUCUCAGUGCUCACUGCAAACAUCAUGGUUGCAAUGGUAUAUUUUCGUUUACGUACAAACAGGUGUACAGUGAAUUCACAGCAUGUUGAGAAGUAAAAACUUGUUUCUUGUAUCUUGUGGUUACAAUCUCGUAGGUUUCUUGUUCUUGUAAACUGCAACAUGCUGCCAGUUUCCAGUACCUCUCGAACUGUAAAAUUGUUGUCUAGUUUGCUUCUCCA